GCGCGGUAGUUCCUAAAACUAACGUAACUAGCAAAGCACCUCCCUGUAGGUGUUUUGGCUUUCUUUUUUGUUCAAAUUAAACUGUUUUUGUCAUUUUUAAUUCACACCAUUGCCCAUCUGAGCCACAAAAGCUGGAGGCUUGCAUCUUGCAGAGACGUCCUUAAACAUGUCUAAUCAGCUGACUGCGGAGCAGAAGCGAAAGAUUGAGGAGAACAGACGGAAAGCUUUAAAGCGAAGAGCCCAAAGACUCGGACAAACUGUUAGCAGCAGUAAGCAGCCUUCAGUGCAACCUCAGCUUCCUACACAGAGCGUCUCCAUGGUUUCUGCUGAUCAGACCUUCAAUUCUGCUCAAGCACGGUUUGUCCCACCCAUUAAAAAAGAUUCACAGAGCUUCAGUAACCAGAUCCCCCAACCAAACCCUCAGCUGCUGUCUGGGGCAUGCAGCAGUAAGGUCACAGGCCAGUAUCAUCAGACUAGUCAGCAUGUAAAUAGCUCUGUGUUGUCUGGUGGAGGAAGUUUUGAUGUCAAAUCCGCUCAGCCCAAGUCCAACCAUGCCUCAGGAAACCCUGGAAUCUCAUUUUACAAGCAAGCCAACAAACCUGCACAAGUUCCUGCACCACAACUUCCUUCAGGUUCUGCCACCUUGACCGCUGUGCCUGCAAAAAAGCCUGCCAUCUUUGUGAGAGGGCAGUGUGUGCCUCAUGCAGAGAACCGUUUCAGGGUGGAGGUGGGCUAUCACGCAGAGCUUAUUGCUGCUUUCAGAUCCAUCCCAUCCAGGAACUUUGACCCAGCCACAAAAAAAUGGAACUUCAGUUUGGCUGACUAUGGACUGCUGAUGAAGCAGGCAGCUUCCAUUCCUUCUGUGUCUUUGAGGCCACUGGAGGGGGCGGCAGCCGUAGCAACCUCCAGCCGAUCUUGUGACGGCGCAGCUCUGUCGGCGCUCCUGAGUCUUUCUAGCAGUUGGAAGAAACCCGGUGCCACUUUGAAGGGCCGGUGCGUCCUGGUGUCCCGCACAAAAUUUGAGGUGGACAUUUCCUACAAUGUCGACGUCAUUGCAGCAUUUAAGCAAAUGCCAUCCAAAAGCUACGACCUGGCCACAAGAAAGUGGAGCUUUUCUCUUGAGGAUUAUGGGAAACUGAUGGAUCUCCUCAGUGGGAUAACAGCAGUGGAGGUGGAGCCUCUUCCCAGGGCAGUAAUCCAGGUUUUCUCUGCCAGUUUUGAUGGGAAAGAGGCCAGGUCUUUAGCUGUCCCUGAGGCAGACCUUUCGAGCAUCGACCCCAUACUCACCUCCAGCCUCAUGCCCUUCCAGAAAGAGGGAGUCAACUUUGCGGUGUCUAAACAAGGUCGCCUCCUCCUGGCUGAUGACAUGGGCCUGGGAAAGACGUUGCAGGCCAUCUGCAUAGCAGCUUAUUACAGGAACGAGUGGCCUAUAUUGGUGGUGGCUCCAUCCUCUGUCCGAUUCACUUGGGCUGAGGCCUUCAGACGCUGGCUCCCCUCCCUGAGUCCCGACAGCAUCAAUGUGGUGGUAAAGGCCAGCGACGAUAUGCGCUGUGGUUUGGUCAACAUCAUCAGCUACGACCUGCUGAGCCGGAUGAGCCAGAAGCAGCAGGCAGGAACCCUCUUUAACGUCCUCAUUAUGGACGAGUCUCACUUUCUAAAGAACAUGAAGACGGCUCGGUGUAAAGCAGCCUUGCCUCUGCUGAAGGCAGCCAAGAGGGUGAUCCUUCUGUCCGGGACUCCUGCGAUGUCCAGACCCAGUGAGCUGUACACUCAGAUUCUGGCUGUCAAACCUUCACUUUUCCCUCGCUUGCAUGAGUUCGGAGUGCGUUACUGUGAUGCCCAUCAGAACGAUUGGGGCUGGGAUUAUUCAGGCUCGUCUAAUCUCGGCGAGUUAAAGCUGCUGUUGGAGGAGUGUCUGAUGCUGCGUCGCCUCAAGUCUGACGUCCUCUCCCAGCUUCCCGCCAAACAGCGCAAGGUGGUCACGAUGACCCUGGACGGGAUCAGCAGUCGUACAAAAACUGCUCUCACAGCCGCAGCCAAGGAGUUAACCAGAUGUCAUCGAAGCAAAACGGAGGAGAAGGAGGCCCUGCUCGUCUUUUAUAACCACACAGCCGAAGCCAAAUUGCACGCCAUCAUGGACUACAUCACAGACAUGUUGGAGUGUGGGAGGCAGAAGUUCCUCGUGUUCGCGCAUCACAAGUUGGUUCUGGAUCACAUUGUUGCUGAACUGGUGAAAAAGGAUGUCGGCUUCAUCCGCAUCGACGGGUCGACUCCGUCUGCAGAGAGACAUCAGCUGUGUGAACACUUCCAGUUCUCCUCCAACGUGUGUGUGGCCGUCCUGUCCAUAACCGCAGCCAACAUGGGGCUCACCCUGCACUCCGCAGACCUGGUGGUCUUCGCUGAGCUUUCCUGGAACCCAGGGGUUCUCAUUCAGGCAGAGGACAGGGUUCAUCGUAUUGGACAGACUAGUAAUGUGGACGUUCACUACCUGGUUGCUAAAGGAACCGCUGAUGAUCACCUAUGGCCAAUGAUCCAGGCGAAGAUGAACGUCCUGGAGCAAGUGGGGUUGUCUGAGUCUAACCUCUCAGACAAGGCUGAGAACACCAGCUUCCACUCAAAGGAUCCAAAGCAGAAGAGCAUCAUGGAGAUGUUCCAGAGGUCUUUCUCUGCAGACGAUGGCCUGGAUGAGGCCGGCCUAAUGGAGGACUGGGAGGACUCCUGAAAACAAGUCCAUGCCAGAGCAGAAGACUGCAAUAAUAAAGACUAAAGAACUUUUAUUUUAGGUUUCGUCUUUGUUCUCCGGUGCAGGAUGUUGUUUUUUCUUUCAGCUUAUCAUGACAGAAAUAGUUAAAUGCCUUUUACCGUUUAUACCUGUAAUAAGUGUUUAUAUGUAGAAAAUGCAAGAGCCAAUUUAAAAGUGUUCAUCUUUGGUUAAAUGUUACAACUCAGCCCCGCGUGGGCUUCAGCCCGUCAGUAUUCGGCACUCUCUGGAGCAGAACUUUCUUUCAUUUCAAACCCAUCAUGAAAGAAUUCAGUUGUGAAAAUGUUCACAUGUAUAAAAACAUGUUUCAGUUGAUUUAAAAGUUUCUAUCUUUAGUUAUUAAAAGUUUCAACUCA
Molecule: messenger RNA, 3117 nt
Organism: Nothobranchius furzeri (turquoise killifish)
Lineage: Eukaryota; Metazoa; Chordata; Actinopteri; Cyprinodontiformes; Nothobranchiidae
Gene: smarcal1
Product: SWI/SNF related, matrix associated, actin dependent regulator of chromatin, subfamily a-like 1
Biological process (GO): DNA repair; replication fork processing
Molecular function (GO): ATP binding; ATP-dependent chromatin remodeler activity
Source: RefSeq, a predicted model, not a curated record